Messenger RNA from Diorhabda sublineata, 5274 nucleotides. RefSeq names its product sodium-coupled monocarboxylate transporter 1-like. Gene Ontology annotation, cellular component: membrane. The transcript is spliced from 10 exons. NCBI's taxonomy places the organism in Eukaryota, Metazoa, Arthropoda, Insecta, Coleoptera, Chrysomelidae. Bases 284 to 2230 code for a protein of 648 amino acids. Gene Ontology annotation, molecular function: symporter activity. The record is from RefSeq and is a predicted model, not a curated record. Gene Ontology annotation, biological process: sodium ion transport; transmembrane transport.
ACAGUUGUUCUGGUACGAUCUUUCUACCAUGAGGUAGGUCGCUGGUAUCGUGUAGACCAGUUGCGUAAAGUAUAGAAUACCCGCGCUGUCUGUGAACUUUGGUAGUGAUAAGUUUUGUAAACAGUGUAUGAAUAGAGUUUAAAAGAAUUCAGAUUUCUUAGAUUAAAGUUAACAAUAGGGUGAAAAAUUUUAAGAAACAGACAGCAUUUGGAGUCGAACACUUCAUGUAAAGUAACUGGACGUUGAUCAGGAUUUACAUCAUCAAAUUGAAUAAAAAUCAAGAAUGUCUAAGGAUGCUAAAAGUCUGGUAUGGGACUAUCUAGUCUUCAUCAUUUUUGUCAUAGCCAGUACGUUUGUGGCCCUAUAUUCAAAAUGUUUUGGACCCAAAGUGAAAACGAAAGCAGAUUAUGUAUUUGCAGCAGGCAAAGUUUCCAUGGCUGCUAUGAUGUUGAGUAUAGCUAGAGGGACACUAGGAGUGCGAUCGUUUCUAGGUUACCCUUCCGAACUAUUCUACAGAGGAGCCACAAUGUGGGAAACCCUUUACGGAAUGGUCCUGGCCUAUCCAAUAGUUUGCUUCAUAUUCGUGCCGGUGUAUUUCAGCCUUGGAAUAACUUCUGUCUAUCAAUAUUUAGACCUUCGGUUUAAAUCACAAUUCGUUAAACAACUGGCAUCUGGAACUUAUAUUGUUAGGGCGCUUCUCAAUCAGGGCGUGACAGUUUUCACUCCUUGUGUUGCUCUAAACACUGUUAUUGGAAUUCCUUAUUGGGCGUCCAUAUCCGGAAUAUCGAUAGUCAGCAUUAUUUUCAAUAUAUUGGGAGGUCUGAAAGCUGCCAUUUGGGCGGAUGUCAUGCAAGGCGUUACAAUGAUUGUUGUCAGUAUGGCUAUUAUGUUUCAAGGCUGUUUUGAAGCAGGAGGACCAUUAAAAGUAAUCGAAGUUAACAGAGAAGACGGAAGACUCAAUUUUUUCAACUUUAGCAUGGAUCUCACAACUCGAGUAACAACGACAUCUGCUAUUAUCGGUCAAUUAUUUAUGUCGUUGUCAAUUUUUGGAUGUCAACAGAAUUUUGUUCAAAGGUACUGCAGUAUGAGAUCACAAAAGGAAGUAACAAGGACUAUGAUGUGGAACAUCCCUGUCAUAACCGUAUUAUUCAGUUUAUCUUGGUUAGUGGGGAUGGUAGUAUACGCUGUAUAUUCCAGCUGUGAUCCUCUCUCGUCUGGAUAUAUUCAGAAAUAUGACGAAAUCCUGCCGUUUUUUGUUGAAGACCGAUUCAGCUAUUUGCCUGGCAUACUAGGAUUAUUUAUGGCAAGUCUUUUCAAUGGAGCUCUCAGUUUGAACGUUUCAAAUCUAAACUCCUUGGCAACUGUUACUUUCGAAGAUUUUGUGCGUCCUAUUCCUAUAUUCAAAGACAUGAAGGAUUCCAAGCAGCUAUGGACAAUUAAAUUUAUAGGAGUAGUCUACGGAUUUAUCAUUAUGGGAAUCAGCUUCGGAGUAGGUCUUUUGGACGGCGUUAUUGAAUCUUCAAUGUUGGUUACUUCAGCCACUUCUGGACCCUUACUAGGAGUAUUCGUGAUGGCUUUAUUGAUACCUUGCGCAAAUUGGAAGGGUGCAUCAGUUGGAGUAAUAUCAGGCCAUAUAGUCACUCUUUGGAUUGCCAUAGGGGGCUUAACAAUUGAAAAACCGCCAGCAAGCUUUCUUCAAGUAUACACGGACGGUUGCAGUAACACCUCUUUCAAUGAUCAUAUAUUGAAACCCGAACACCGAUACCCAAGCUGGACUCCUACAACUACUCCGUCUCCGUUCCAUAUCUACAACGACACUCACACUCUAUUGAAUACUACCAGAGCAGCUCCAUCAGAUCCACUUACUCAACUGUACUCAGUUACUUAUAUGUAUUAUUCAUUAAUCGGAUGCUUCAUCACAAUUCUUUUUGGUUGGACUGUUUCCUAUUUUACCGGCAGUGAAAGUGACAGAUACGAUGAGGAGUUAAUACAUCCAAUUGCUAGAAAAAUGGCGAAAAUAUUUCCUGGAAAAAAAAGAAUUUAUUCACAAAAAGUAAUUUGCGAAGAUGAUAUCCCAGAAAAAUGUGAGAAAACCACAAAACUAGAUUCUGUUAUGCAGCCGUCAACAAGCUGCACUAACCCUCCGGGCACCAAAACGGGUACCCUCAAUCCUACAUUUUCAGAUUUGUCAGAUGAAUCAAUAGAUGGUAUAUAUAGAACUAAAUUGUGAUUUUUGCUAGAGCACCGAAGAAAAUGUAAUGGAAUGCCUAUUACUUUUAGAAACUUCUGUGAUCUCUAUAUGUUAUAUAAACUUUAAUGUAAUUCUUCUGUACGGUAUUAUUGUUAACAAAGACGUCAGAUUCGUCAUUACACGAUUAUAUUAAAUUUUCAGUGACCCAGUUAUCUUGGUGACCAAGACUUCAAAGUUAUUAAGUAUUUAUUAUGUGAGCUAUUUUAUUUCUAUUUAAGCAUUAGUUAUACCCAUUUAGUAGUUAUUUAUCGUUAUAAAGUAGACAACAAUACUCAAAUGUAUAGAACUACCAACUCUAGGACUGUUUAAAUAUUUGUUACUUAUCAAAAGUUUCUUAUCAUACCUGUCGAAUUUAUAUAUACAAGAAAAAUUGAUUAAUUUUUCUACAAAAUAUAUAUUUGGGAUAUUUUCAGUCUGAGAAGGAAUCCUUGAUUCAUGAUGUAAUUGAUUAUUGUGGUCACGUGUCCAGUGGACUAACGAUAUAAAUAUAAAGAAGCUGAACCAACAAUUAUAAUAUUUUUUAUUUUAUAAGACUUUUGUAUACACUUUUACUUGUAACAGAUUAAUAAUAAAUCACUACGUGAUGCAGGUGCCCACAAACUUUAUAAAAUUAAUUGAUUUUAUUAUGCUUCACUUUGAAUUAGAGGUAUUUACUUGAAGUGCACAAUUUUAAUUAUUAAAAUUCCUUGGUUCAGAUCUUCUGUUCAGCGAAAGUGUUAAUAACAUUAUCAAAGUUCAAAAUUUGGGCAAUAGAAUUGUUGACCAAGCUGCUUAACCUUUCUUGCCCCAUAGAAUUUCUUGAAUGAGUUUUUAUCAAUCUCAGUUUUGGAAAUGACCGCUCAGCACUAGCAGUAGUUACAGAAAUAGUGAGAAAUGCAAUGGGCACUUCAAGAAAGCUUAAAGCUAUAAAAUGAUUCUGCAAGUUCUCAUAUGAAUAUGACGUUUCUAUUUCGUGCUUAAAAGAGAAUCAAAAAUUGAAAAUUUCCUUUGAAAACUAGAUAGAUAUAUGUUUGUUAUAUAGAUCGACGAAUGCUUCAUUCCAAGCAAACGCGACCUCAUUUGACUAAUUUCAAUGUUUCAUUCACGAUAGAAUAUAUUCAGUUUAAACAAUCUCCCAGGAUCUUGGAAACGUUGAUCCUCACAAAUUUCAUCAAAAUGACAUUUCACUUCUCUCUGACCAGUUUAAGGAAAUUCGGGGUUUAAAAUUCAUUUGAAUUCAAUAAUAUUUGUUUCCAUUUUCAAAUCUUCUCAUCCAUAUCGUUAUUUUUUAAGUUCUUCUUAACAGACUUACAAAUGGUUUAAAGCCUUUGAAAUGGAUCGAUGGAUUUAAAUUGAUGUGCGUCUAUGGUUUGUAAGACUUUACAAUAGAAAACCAGCAACCGAAAGAAAUUGUAGUGUAAUUGAAAUGAAAUGUACAUGAACAAACUCAACAAACAUGUCAUAAAAGCGUGCAGCCCCAUUUAGUUGGAUUAAUUUUUGUAAUGUUAUUGAAGACUAAUACAAUACACAGAAAAAUGUGAAUUUAUUGCACAGUUUCCAAUAAUGUUUGUAUUUCUAUAACAUCUUUCACUCCAUCGCUUACCAUGAAAUUCAAAUUAUGAGCAGCAUAAUGCACGUAUACCGUGUUUGACUAUAUAUCUCCCAUGAGUUUAUGAGCACUGCCAUAAGUAAGUUUCAUGGUAUCAACUGCAUUGUAUCCUUGACACGGCACUUAUUCAGAUAUACUUUUGUGAUUUAUGAAUUUUAUUAUCUGCUUGUAUAUUGCUAAGGCAGUUUGAUCCUUAACCUCACAAAAUUCUCAAAAUGACUCUUUCACUACGAGAGUGUUUGGACUUCCAUUUUCAUAUUUUAUUUUAUCUGACCGUUAGGAGAUAAAUAUCAAGGGUCUAGUGAGUAUCUGUGGGUAUGUAUUUUUAUUUUUCUUUGAUAAUGGGCUCUUGUUCUUCAUCUAGUAUUUUAUGCCACUGUCGAUGUACAAAACAUGAAUGCAAAUGUUUUUUCCGUGUCUCACGUCUUUCUAUGACUUCCACAAAAUUUUACCAAUCAUCAUACCAUCCAAAUGUUUUGUAAAUUUUUAGAUGCUCCACUUUUUAAGCAAUAAGGAAUAGGACAGCCAUGUAAUUUCUAACUUCACUCUAGAUUUAUAGAAACACUGUAAUCAAAUAUAUCCAAAAAAAAUAUGUUGUUACCAUCCCUCAAAAAGGGCCUUUUGGUUUAUAAUCUCUGUUUUCGAUCAAUGACCUCUUCAAAAUUAUCUCCAUCACCAACUAACGGUGAAGAUUUAUUUUGUAUAUCCAAAACUGAUUUAUUUGAACAUUUUCUGGUACCUGCUUUAGUUGUUCUGGAUCUAAAUAUGUACUUUUAUCGAGAUCUGGCAUAUUUCCACUUACGACGACAUCAUUUUCUACACUUUUGGCGCACUGCGCUAUUCAUUUUAUUUCAUUAUUAUUUAUUUUGUUUUUCAAACUCCUUCUUUCGUUUUCGUAUAUCAUUCAUACUCUAAUACUUCCUAGAACAAGAAUGUUAAAAGUUUAUAAUAACAGUAUAGUUUUUAACAAAUGGAAAAUUAUGAUUAAUAAGGAACGUCGAAAAUGCAGCUACAGAAAUUUUUCUAAAGAUUGUACCAUUUUUAAUUCAAUUGAGCAAUUUUGUCAUUAUUGGAAUAACGAUUAACAUAGGUGAAAAGUUUUGGUGGUUAAGCGCGGUGAGAAUCAUUAUUUGAAAUGAUUAUUUCCAAAGUAGACUAAAAAUUGAAAGGAUUGCUAUCUUAUAAGUUAAAUUAUAAUGAAAUAAUUACCGAAUAGAUAUUGUGAACCUAUUUCUACAAUUAACUUAACAAAUGCUCAGUUUCAACGAACAACCAAUUCUUACAUGUAUUAAACUAGUCAUCACAGAAUAUACCCUAAGAAGAAAUGCAAACUUAGUUGUUAUACAGUGGAAAUAACAUGGCGGAUUUUCUAUGCCAGUGCCCUCGAUGGUAGGUGGUAGGACUAAUCUUUUUUCUAGAUAUUUAAAUUUACCAC